AUGAGGAGGAUCAACUCGAAACCGAUUCAGAAAUACCUCCAACACUUGUUUCAUCAGAGGCAACCCGUUCUGGGCAUAAUAGCCUCAGGGAUGUUCAUGUACUUGCUCAAAAAGUGGAAAGGCAUGCUCUUAUUUCGAUCAGAAUCUUCCAUGCUGGAAGCAUCAGAAAGUUACCCCAGAAAUCUUGCAAAGUAUUGA
This is a messenger RNA of Colletotrichum truncatum, 198 nucleotides long. The record is from RefSeq and is a predicted model, not a curated record. Lineage: Eukaryota; Fungi; Ascomycota; Sordariomycetes; Glomerellales; Glomerellaceae.